Messenger RNA from Gongylonema pulchrum, 660 nucleotides. Lineage: Eukaryota; Metazoa; Nematoda; Chromadorea; Rhabditida; Gongylonematidae. The record is from the annotation of a GenBank genome assembly.
AUGAGCGAUAUUACGAUACGUGAUGGCACGAAAGAAGAAUGGAUUUAUGCAGUGGAUGAAAUGUACAAACAGCACCGCUAUUUUGCAUCCUAUGAUGAUUUUGAAGUCUUGAAGAAAGCUUGCGGAAGUGAAUAUCAGUUUCUGGUUGCCAGAACUGAUAAAGACGAAUUUGUUGGCUGCAUUUCCUUGGCAGCUUGCUCGGGCGAGUAUGCAGUUCUGGACAAUUACUUUGUGAUGCCCCAGUUCAGAGGUGGAGGACGAGGUCGAGCUCUAUUUGAAGCAGUAUGUACUCAGCUGGCUCGUGAAAAAUACAACCUGGCGCUACAUUCCGAGCCUUCAUUAUCCGAUUAUUAUGCAAAACACGGAUUUACAACAAAGCUGGAUUAUAAGAUACAUGUGCUUAAUCUAUCUAAUUUGAAGAGAAUUGAUCUAAGCGACGAGCAUCAUCUGAGCAUACUGGAAAAACCAACGGAAAUAGAGCGCAAUGAUUUUUAUGACUAUGACAGUAAGGUGUGGCGGCAUCCUCGGAGAGCAUUUCUGUCAGCGUGGUUGCAGCGAGGAGAUGCUCGAGUUCUGGUAAGCCGACUGAGUGACAGUUGUUGGAACGCUUGUGGACAUUCAAAAAUUUUGUGGGGUGAGGUAAAGGGAGAAUUUUUAUGA